Molecule: messenger RNA, 1381 nt
Organism: Suncus etruscus (white-toothed pygmy shrew)
Lineage: Eukaryota; Metazoa; Chordata; Mammalia; Eulipotyphla; Soricidae
Gene: TSPAN11
Product: tetraspanin 11
Exons: 8
Coding region: 151-906 (251 amino acids)
Cellular component (GO): membrane
Source: RefSeq, a predicted model, not a curated record
GAGAGAGAGAGAGAGAGAGAGAGAGGAGGUGGGGCAGGGGACAGAGGAGGGUGGGCCUGGAGCCCUGCUCCGCCUCCCCAAGUUUCCCCCAGCUCCGGGAGCUGCUGCUGAAUCUGUCUGGAACCCCUUGGCCAAGGCUGGUCCUCAGCCAUGGCCCAGGACAAGGGGGAGCAGGAGGACUGGCUGAUCGUCUACUUGAAGUACCUGCUCUUCAUCUUCAACUUCUUCUUCUGGGUGGGGGGUGCCACUGUGCUGGCCCUGGGCGUGUGGACCCUGGUGGAGAAAUGUAGCUACCUGGGCGUGCUGGCUUCCAGCACCUUCGCCGCGUCUGCCUACAUCCUCAUCUUCGCAGGCGCCCUCGUGAUGCUCACAGGCUUCCUGGGCUUCAGCGCCGUGUUUCGGGAGGACAGGGGCUGCCUCUCCACGUAUUUCUGCCUGCUGCUUCUUAUCUUCCUCGUGGAGCUGGUGGCUGGGGUCCUGGCCCAUGUUUACUACCAGAGGUUGAGUGAUGAACUGAGGCAGCACCUGGCCCGGACCCUGGCUGAGAACUACGGGCAGCCCCAGGCCUCUGAGAUCACCGCUUCGGUAGACCGGCUCCAGCAGGAUUUCAAGUGCUGCGGGAGUAACAGCUCUGCCGACUGGCAGCUCAGUGCCUACAUCCUGUCGCCAGAGGCCCAGGGCCGUCACGUGCCCGACAGCUGCUGCAAGACGGUGGUGCCACGCUGUGGCCAGCGGAUUCACCCCUCCAACAUCUACAAGGUGGAGGGCGGCUGCAUCUCUAAGCUGGAGCAGUUCCUGGCAGACCACCUGCUACUCAUGGGAGCCGUGGGCAUUGGGGUGGCCUGUCUGCAGAUCUGUGGAAUGAUUCUCACCUGCUCACUGCAACGAAGGCUGUAUCGCUACUAGCGAAUAGUCUCACCCUCCACCACUUCUUCAUGCCUGGACAUGCCACUGCCCCACACAUGGACAGUGUCUGGCCUUCGCCCUACCCUUCAUGCCUGGAUGGCACCCACCUCUGCCCCUGCCCGGCUCCUGCCUGUGUGGCAAGUGCCCACAGCCCUCCCCACCUGCAGAGCCUGCACCUGCUUGUCUUCUCGUCCCCAGAAACGCCUCCCCCUGUGUGUCCCACCUCUCCACACCCACCGGAUGACCCAGAUGGUAGCUCCUGCCAUCCCCAUCCAGGCUGGGCCCCUUGGCACCACCAUCCCGCUGGACUCCUGGGUUGGGAGUGUCAGCAUCCACGGAGGCAGAGACAACUGGAGCACUGUCCAAGUGGAGACAUGGCCCUACUUCCUCCCAGGGCUUGCUUCUAGAAAUGAGCUGCCCGGCCCCCACCCUACUUCUCUGAAAAUGUCGGGGUGACCUAGGAGGGAGGGGCAAA